AUGUUAUUUGAUUAUUCAUCAGUAGUCAAUGCAUACGAUUUUCAAUGUUUAACAUGUGACAAUUUUAUUGAUGGACCGGGCUGCGGAGAAUUUACUAAACAAAUACCCGUACGAGCAUGUAGAACAUUUUGUUAUUUUGCUAUUAUAUAUAAUCGUUCGUUAUUAUCAUCAUCCGAAUCUAAACGUCAAGUACUUCCGAUGAAAUUAAUACGAGCUAUACGAGAUUGUUCACCAUAUGAUGAUAUGUCAAUUGAAGGAAAUAUUCUACUUGAAUCCAAAGUCGGCUCAUUAUCAUCUUCAUCAUUAUCGUCGACGUCUUCGUCUCCUCCUUCUCAUAUCGAUAUAAUAACCAUAAAACGAUGCAACAGUGAACAGUGUAAUAACGAGUUUUAUUUAGAGUCGAACGAUUUUCUAUACAGCCUAGGUUCAUCAUAUCGGCGAAUAUCAUUUCCACUUCUGUUUGUUUUGUUUAUGAUUAUUUUUUAUUUUAUGAGCAUGUUUUAA
Molecule: messenger RNA, 504 nt
Organism: Rotaria socialis
Lineage: Eukaryota; Metazoa; Rotifera; Eurotatoria; Philodinida; Philodinidae
Source: the annotation of a GenBank genome assembly